AUGGAGCGGAACAGUUCGACAAUGGCACUACAUACCAAUUCAAAAGCUUCAUUCGAAUUUGAAGCAUACAUGGCCAUGAAGGCCAAAAAGAUUAACAAAAUGCUUGAUGAAGCAAUACCAUUGCGACAUCCAUUAAAACUUAAUGAAGCAAUGAGGUACUCUCUUCUAGCUGGUGGCAAACGUGUACGUCCCAUUCUUUGUAUUGCUUCAUGUGAACUAGAAGCAGGUGAUGAAUCAUUAGCAAUGCCAAUAGCUUGUGCUAUAGAAAUGAUACGUACAGCAUCAUUAAUCCAUGAUGACCUUCCUUGUAUGGACAACGAUGAUCUUCGAAGAGGUAAACCAAGAAACCACAAAGUUUUCGGUGAAUCAACCGCCGUUCUUGCUGGUGAUGCAUUUCUUUCCUUUGCUUUCGAACACAUUGCUUGUAACACAAAUAACGUUUCACCAGAUCGUUUGGUUCGAAUUUUUGCCGAGUUGAGUUCAGCGAUAGGAUCAAAAGGGAUUGUGGCAGGUCAAUUUGUGGAUAUUGAGAGUGAAGGAAAAGUAGUGAGCUUGAAAGAAUUAGAGUACAUUCAUGUUCAUAAAACAGCUAAGCUAUUAGAAGCUUGUGUUGUUUGUGGUGUAAUAAUAGGGGGUGGAAAUGAUAAUGAUAUUGAAAAGGUUAGAAUAUAUGCAAGGUUUAUAGGGUUGUUAUUUCAAGUGGUGGAUGAUAUUUUGGAUGUGACUAAGUCAUCAGUGGAGUUGGGGAAGACAGCAGGCAAGGGCUUGGUUAGUAAUAAGGCAGCUUAUCCAAAGGUGAUGGGUAUUGACGAGGCUAAAAAUUUUGCUUACCAUUUGAUGAAUCAAGUUGUUCAACAGCUUGCUUGUUUUGAUACUGCAAAGGCUGCUCCAUUGUAUCAUUUGGCAUAUUGUAUUGCUAAUCGACAGAACUAA
Messenger RNA from Gossypium raimondii (Peruvian cotton), 933 nucleotides. RefSeq names its product geranylgeranyl pyrophosphate synthase, chloroplastic. NCBI's taxonomy places the organism in Eukaryota, Viridiplantae, Streptophyta, Magnoliopsida, Malvales, Malvaceae. The transcript is spliced from 2 exons. Gene Ontology annotation, biological process: isoprenoid biosynthetic process. Gene Ontology annotation, molecular function: prenyltransferase activity. The record is from RefSeq and is a predicted model, not a curated record. The coding region runs from base 1 to 933 and encodes 310 amino acids.